CAUUAGAAAACAGUCGAAAGAGUGCUUAAUUCUGUAAGACGAAACCGCAUGGCUUAAAGGAAGCCUCCUUGCAGGAAGCAAAGUAGACCUCGCAUAGAUACUGAUUGAAUCACUUUUCUCUAUAUUUAUUUAGGUUUACCAUUUCCUUUCUUCACUUCAUCUAUCAUAGUAUUAACAUGGUGCAUUAUUGAAUGGCAUUUCUUUCUUUCUUUCUCAUUUAUUUUAUAUGGGAAAAAAUGUACAGCCCUUGAUACUCUUAGUCGGGUUUUACGAGGUGCACUCUGUACGUUCGAUGAAAUGACCCAUCGAGUAGCAAUGCCACUAUUGCUCUUCAUAACGUACUUCAUACGAUAAUCACAUGCGAUAGUGUGUUUCAUAAAUGCUCCAUUUGUUUAUCCUCCUUACAGCCCCUCUCCCUUUGUUAUUUUCCGUUCAAGAUGUUUGUUGAAAUGUCAAACUGAAAGAAUUUUCUGUCUGUCCCUCUUAUUAUUCUACUUUAAGGUUGGUAUAUAUUUAUCGUUUAGAUGGUAUUUGAACAAUUAGCUUCCAUAUUUACCAAAUUGCAAAGAUUGGAUUUAAAAAUUUAUUGUUUACUGGAGUGCGUGGAAGAGUUUUAGUGAGCAACAAUGUUGUAUAGAGGGGUCGGAAAAGAGGGUUUUUAUCGUUUAAAGCAUGUAUCUGCUUUGUAUUCAACUGGGUCAACGUAUGUAGAGCUUCCAAGGAAGCUUAAGAAAUCUGAGAGGAAACCAUGGGUGACUAGUGUGAAUGAACUUAAGCGGAAAGCUAGAGAGGAGAGGAAAGAUAGGCAGUUGGUGCGUGAAAGGAUUUUGCGGCCACCUGAGAAUGGAUUGUUAGUUAAGGAAUUAAUCCCAGUUGCCCAUGAAGUUUAUUCUGCUAGAAUGGAACUUUUGUCUUGUGUUUCGAAGGUUGUUGAAAGCAUUGCUGUUUAUUCAUGCAGUGUGUGUGGAGAAGUUCAUGUUGGUCAUCCACCUCAUAAGAUCAGAACAUGCAAUGUGAUUGGUAGCCAGGCAAAUAAAGAGCACAUGUGGAAUAUAGGGGGCAUGGAAAAUGUUUUGCCUCUUGUUGAGUCUUUUCAUCUAUAUGAUAGACUAGGAAGAGCUGUUUCUCACAAUGAGAGGCUUCAAGUGGAUCGAAUCCCAGCAAUUAUGGAACUAUGUAUCCAAGGGGGCGUUAACAUACCAGAAUAUCCAACAAGGAGAAGAGCCUUCCCUGCUUACAGUGUUGCUGGCAGGAUCAUGGACUUUGAGCGUAGGUUCCCUAAAGAAGAUGCACCUGGAAAAGGCAUAAACACUAAUGGAUUUUGGGAGAGGAGAAACAAAUCAAGCAAACAUGACGAACCUAUGGACUUCCAUUCUGAUGGUUUACAAGGUAUUGCUAUUCGAGGCAUGGAGGCAUGGAAGAAAUUGCAGACUGGAGCCACAGAGCUUAUGCGGAAGUAUGCUGUCCAUACUUGUGGAUAUUGCCCAGAGGUCCAAGUGGGGCCUAAGGGUCACAAGGUAAGGAACUGCCAAGCUUAUAAGCACCAGAUGAGGGACGGCCAGCAUGCAUGGCAGCAGGCAACUGUCAAUGACUUGGUUCCUCCAGUGUAUGUGUGGCAUGUUCGAGAUCAGCAGAGUGGUGAACCACUAGUAAACAAUUUGAAGAGGUACUAUGGCAUGCUGCCUGCAGUGUUGGAACUGUUUGCACAAGCUGGAGCACAUGUCAGUGAUGAUUAUGCUGGUUUGAUGAGGGAAGAUGUCACAGUGCCUGAAUUAGAUGAAGAGAAGUGGGUGAUCUGAAGCAUGAGUGGAAUCUAGGUAAGCUCUGGGAUAUUGAAGCUUUAUCAUGGAUAGGGAUUUUGGAUUUACUUCUUGAAGGUGCAUGCUUUCUCAGCUUAAGCUUGCAGUUCCAAGUAUGGCUCAGAAAGAUGGUAGAUGCAUCUACUACUGUUCCACAAUAGAUCUUUUCGAUAGGGGUUUUGGAUUUACUUCUUGGAGGGCAUGCUUUGUCAGAUUAAAUUGGCAAUUCUGAAGCAUAACCCGUAACUGCUUAUGAUCUCAGAUUAUUGUUGCGAUGGCAACUGUGUCUAAAUGAAGGAAACUUGAAGCCUUGACAACCAGUAUGUUUACUGUAAGUAUGUAAACCUUUGCAACCAAAAUACAGCAGAUUUAUCCACAAAAGCAAAGUACACAAAGCUCUAAGUUCUUUGAUUGUCUAAAUAUUAGACAAGAAACCAGUAUGGCGGACGCAAAUCCUAACCCAAUAGCAAGGUCAAACCACUUGUCAACAGUGAUCCAGUGAUACUACUCCGUUGAAUCGAAUAGGUGGAUCAUCAUAACCAGAACAUUUCACCGCAAGAGGACCACCUAAAGAAAGUCCAGGAUUGCCAACAAAAGCAGAUGCCUCAAAAGUUGCCAAAUAACCCAGAAGAAUAUUCUACCUGAUAAAUUAAUUGUAUGACAAGUAUUCCAAAAAUGACAUCGGGAACAUGCUUGGAGGAGUUGGACCUGAAAGAUUAUUGCUUGAGAUAUCAAAGGAUGCCAAUUGAUGCAAGUUUGAAAUAUUCUGAGGAAUUUCUCCACUAACUUUGAAUCUUUGACAAGUUCCAAACCACCAACCCUACCAAUUUUGUUGGAAGUUCUCCAGACAGAUAUAGUUUCUUGUCAAAGAUUCAAGAAGGAAAGAGCCCUGUUGUAAGUUAAAGACAAUCCUUUUGCAUUCACAACUACAUUCUCUUCAUAAUAGAGACCCUGGAAAAACCCAUAAGAUACAUCACGA
Molecule: messenger RNA, 2778 nt
Organism: Ricinus communis (castor bean)
Lineage: Eukaryota; Viridiplantae; Streptophyta; Magnoliopsida; Malpighiales; Euphorbiaceae
Product: APO protein 3, mitochondrial
Exons: 3
Coding region: 627-1799 (390 amino acids)
Molecular function (GO): RNA binding
Source: RefSeq, a predicted model, not a curated record